Messenger RNA from Triticum turgidum subsp. durum (durum wheat), 765 nucleotides. The record is from the annotation of a GenBank genome assembly. NCBI's taxonomy places the organism in Eukaryota, Viridiplantae, Streptophyta, Magnoliopsida, Poales, Poaceae.
AUGAGCUAUUAUGGAAGCAGCUCUUCUGGUGGCAGGGGUGGCCGUCGAGUCGAGUAUGGGAGGAGCUAUGUGGUGAGGCCAAAGGGACGGCACCUAGCCACCAUUGUGUGGCUCCAUGGCCUAGGUGACAAUGGUGCAAGCUGGUCCCAGCUCCUGGAUGCUCUUCCCUUGCCCAAUAUCAAGUGGAUAUGCCCCACCGCAGCGACCCGGCCCGUCGCGGCUUUUGGCGGCUUCCCCUGCACUGCAUGGUUUGACGUUGAUGACACUUCGGUCGAUGGUCGCGACGACAUCGAGGGGCUGGAUGCUUCAGCUGCACACAUAGCGAACCUACUGUCCUCCGAGCCUUCUGAUGUGAAGCUUGGGAUCGGCGGUUUCAGCAUGGGUGCAGCAGCUGCCCUGCACUCGGCAGCAUGCUACGCUCAUGGCAAGUUCAGCAGCGGCACCCCCUACCCGAUCACUCUCAGCGCAGUCAUCAGCUUGAGCGGCUGGCUCCCUUGCUCAAGGACACUGAGGGGCAAGAUGGAGGGCUCACACAUGGCAGCAAGAAGAGCCGCCUCCCUGCCCAUCCUGCUCAGCCAUGGCAGAGCGGACGAGGUCGUGCCCUACAGGAACGGGGAGCGGUCGACCGAGUUCCUGCGGUCCUCGGGGUUCUCGUAUCUGACUUUCAAGUCCUACAACGGGUUGGGCCACUACACCAUCCCCGAAGAGAUGGACGACGUCUGCAGGUGGCUCAGCUCACGGCUCAGCGUCGACCGAUCUCGUUAA